AUGUUGCAAAUCUUCGGCCAGUACCACAGCAGCCCUUGCUUCAGGCUCGGAAGUGUCCGCAGCCCUUCCUGUGAAGUCCGGGCGUUGGACUAUAUGAUGCGAGGCAAAACCUCAAGGAUGUGGGCCAAGCACAAUCGUGUCAUUUUGAAUGCCCGACAGAGCUUAGAGAAGGCACCUGCGCAGUGUGGAGGAAUGGGGAGCCCUCAUCCUCCUCCGGCUUCAUCCUCCUCCACGCCUGCGCCUACGUAUGAUGACGCCACUACAGCCAUGUCAAAGCCCCAAGCGCAUGGUUGUCAUUAUUGGAAGUGCGAUCGCCUCCGUGACAUCAGCGAUGAUCUGCUCACCGCUUUGGUCCGGGCAGUCCGCGAACAUGGAGUGAUCGUGAUCCCAGACCAAUCCCGGAGCCUCGAGGAGCAAGAGUGCUUAUGA
Messenger RNA from Symbiodinium necroappetens, 429 nucleotides. Lineage: Eukaryota; Dinophyceae; Suessiales; Symbiodiniaceae. The record is from the annotation of a GenBank genome assembly.